Mytilinidion resinicola is the source of this 1087-nucleotide messenger RNA. RefSeq names its product GNAT family N-acetyltransferase. The coding region runs from base 96 to 671 and encodes 191 amino acids. Gene Ontology annotation, molecular function: acyltransferase activity, transferring groups other than amino-acyl groups. The record is from RefSeq and is a predicted model, not a curated record. The transcript is spliced from 2 exons. Lineage: Eukaryota; Fungi; Ascomycota; Dothideomycetes; Mytilinidiales; Mytilinidiaceae.
CCCUGCACCACCACCCUGCGAGCAAUGAACCAAUGCAUUGGCCGCUAUCGUCGCCGGAAGUGCCAGCUCAGUCGACUGCACGGCAUCACUCCCCAAUGGCGCCUCAGGUUGCGUUGCGCGCCGCGAGGGAAGGCGAUAUCCCCCAGAUCAACGCAAUUCACGCCUUCUACGUCCUCAACACCGUGACUACCUUCACCAUCACGCCCGCAACCGACGACGACGCUCUGUCGAAGUUUAGGGCGGCUGUCUCGCAAGGCUUGCCAUAUCUCGUGGCCGUCGACAAUGCGACGGCUGACGUUGUCGGGUUUGCAUACGCUUCUGGCUUCCGUAGUGGGCUGAGUGGAUACAGACACACCGUCGAAAUAUCUCUGUUCUGCCACCCGGACCAUAGAUCGAAAGGGGCGGGCACUCUUUUGCUAAGAAAGCUGAUCGACGUACUCAAACACCCCGAAGACCACGCGGAAUUCGUCACUGUCGCGAGGAACGAGGACGCCAGAGUUAGGAACCUAAUCGCCUGUAUGGCUGUAGAUGAACAAGGUUGGAAGAACGGUCUUGGUCUCAAAGAGUAUUACGAGAAGUUUGGGUUCGAGCAAAUGGGCCAUCUGAAAAGGGUUGGCCAUAAGUUCGAUCGAUGGAUUGAUACAAUUUACUUGCAACUCUGUUUGUGGUGACAUCUGAUGCUGGUAUAGCGCCCCAGAACCCUCAAGAGCUAGAAGAAAACCUAGCAUCUCCCGAUGUAGCAAUGCUUUGCAAGGUAGAACACGCUGAGUACGCCUCUACGUGGAUUCGGGAACGGAAAUCUUUUACAGUACCAUUCUUCAACGGAGGUUUGCAAUAUCGGCUACAAAUUCAACACCAAGGCCAAAAACUGGAAAUUAUGCUCUUGAAUUCAAUCUUGGCUCUGCUACCGCAUCAUCCAGAGGUCUUUUUGAGACGUCAACCAGCUUCAAAACAGUGCCGAUUUCUCGAUCUAUUAGCAAUUCGAUGCCACUUUCCAGCCUAUUCCAUACAUUUUUCGACAAUAGUUUGUCAUAUAUGAAUCAUGUGAUAGCGCAUUCGGCAAUCUAUUCGAUUCCCAUGAACCACC